GAGCGAGAGUGACGAAAGAAUUAAGAUUUUUGUUUAUUUAUCUAUAAUUUAGCGGUGUAUUAGAUUUUUUUUUAGGGGGGGAAAUUGUGGAUAUAUUAUAGAUUCGACGUUGGUUUGUUUAGGACAAUAAUGGCGAGGAAGAUCAUCAUGAUAAAUGUCGUGUUGUGUUUAUUACUCUGCAACUUCGAGCUGCAACUUGUCAUGGCAGAGGAAUCGAAGUUGUCUGAAGAAUCGAACGAAAUCGCCGACCCGCCUCUUGAUAACGAAAACGGAAAUCCUAAAGAAAACGGAGUUCAGGAAGAGGACCCUAAGAGUGAUAAAGAUAAGAAAAACGAAGACGACGAAGAAAUAGAUGUUGAAGGACGAAUUGUUGUGGGCGUGCAGGAGGGAUGGGCGGAUGGGCGUGUGGAGGAGGCGCAGCUGGUCAAAUCUGCUAAUAGAUUUAAUUAUAAAAUUCAGAUUGCAAGAGACGGUGCGAUUUCUUGCAAGGCAGAAGGACAAGAUAAAGAUGACGAAGAGGAUUAUAUUUUCAUUUAUCUUCCAAGAGCUGAGGGCGUGGUCCAGGCGCCCGCGAGCGACCUCCUGAAGGGGCUGAAGGCGGCGGAGGCGAGCAUCCUUCUACCCGAAGGCAGCAUCAACGCUCUGGUCGGCUGGGGUCAGGUCGUGAGGCAGGCGGCAAGUGCGGAAGGCGUGAGUGACCUCGUAGAACUGGUCGAGAUCUUGCGUCGUGACCCUGAACUCCGAAGCAAGUAUCGAAGCCGAUUCGACUCAGAGGGUCGCGUCUUCCAUGUUCUGAAUGACCUUUCGCACGUCAACAACCACGGAUUGGAGGUCACGGAGGUCAAGGAAGGUGAUAGGUCACGGUACGAAUUCAGAGUGAGUGGCCACGCCCCUUCUGUCAUAUUGGCCACGCCUACGAGCGAGAGGGGGCGGUCGGUACUCCUCGCUGUUUCGGAUUACCUGGUCGGGAGUCAUGAGCCGGGUGUCGGAUGUGUCGAUUGCAUUACUUCGGAUGACCCUGAACUCUACCUGAACGUGAGUCGGGUGACGCUAGUGGGCGUGUUCGUGACCCGCCCACAGCCCUUUCUCGAAGACGCUCUCGCCUCUCUCCUCGCCACUGGCCUCCACCCGAACAAGACCGUCGUAUUGGUCUAUAAUACGGUUCGUGGUUGCGGUUGUGGUUGUGGUUUGGGAUCAAUGUUGUUCCGACCAGUUCCAUUAACUAGCCAGAAACCACAGCCUAAUGUACCUUCCUUCCCCUUCAGCGUCCAGAGUAGGAUUCCUGCUUCCUUCUGGCGCGAGGUGGAUCCUGACCUUCGCCCCGCCUACUCCUGGGACCACGCCCAGAUCCUCAAAGGUCAAGGAAGCGCUCGCGGCUACUGGCACGCCUCCUGCAUCCGGGGCGUGUACUCCGUUCGCCACGAUAUCCUCGAGCGCGUGAGGAACCCUUACACUCACGCACUUCCUCUACCCACUGAAGAAGACCCCGACCUCGCCUUCUGCAGCGCUCUGAGGGAGGCUGGAGUGCCCAUGGUGGUGCAGACGGCGUUCCAGGAGCAGGGUGCCCUUCUCAACACCUCCGGGCACGACAUUGGCACUCGUGACAUUACCACGUCCUCGUCUAACCCGCUUCUGUGGCAUCUGUUCUACGUGCACCCGGAUUACAACAAGAUUAUGGGAGGAGAUUUCAGCCUCGUGGACAGACCAUGCUAUGAAGUGUACGUGUUCCCCACCUUCAGUCAGCGCUUUGCAGAUGAACUCGUGCAAAUUGCAAACUCUGUGAAUCAAUGGUCAACUGGAACAACAAAGCAGGACAUGAGAAAGAAGAACGGCAUCGAGGAAGUUCCCACAGUAGACCAGUGGUUCUCGCAGCUUGGCUUAGAAAAUCUUAUAGAUGAGCUCUUCGUCACCGUCUUCCAGAAUCUUGAGAUGCUUGCUUAUCCUAGCUCAUAUCCGGACGCCAUAACACUAUCUCUCAUUGCAAGAUUCAAGGCAGAUGAAUUACCAGGGUUAUCAAAGCAUAAUGACGCCUCAGUUGCUACUCUUGCUAUUAAUCUCACACCCAGUGAGCUCUACAAGGGGGGUGAAGUGGAGUUCCCUGUACAAGAGUGUCGCAUCAAGCCAGAAGCUGGUCAUGUAUUUGUGUAUCCAGGUCGUCUCUCACAUCCAAAGAUUUUCCACAAUGUGACUGAAGGUGUUCUUCAUAGAGCUAUUAUUAUGAUUGAUAGUAAGGACAAAAUGCUUGAUUAACAGCUCUUGCUUGUUGAUGGAGGCUGUCUUUUGAGAUUCUGAGUGUGUAUAUAUAAAGAAAGAAUGGAUUAUUUUGCUUAUACACUCAGCCUCACCUUUCAAAAACAAGAAAGGGAAUUACAAUGGGGUUUGUGGUAUAUCAGGAACAAUUUUAGUAUAUAAAAUAUAAAUUAAUGUAGUCAGUUCUUUUCUGUAAAUUUCUUGAUGCAAUUUCUGUGGAUAGCAGAAAUAUUUCUGUUUUUCUUAGACCUUCAUAGAAAUGAACUCAGUAAUAACUGUUAUGAUAUUACCUGCAUAUUAAGUGUUAUGUACUUUCACACAGUUAUUAGAUUGAAGUUGGCAAUCUUUUUUUUUUGUUUUUUUUAUAGGUAUAUCUAUUGGUGCAGAAGUGUUGUCAGAUCUAAUAAAUUAUACCACACA
Penaeus chinensis is the source of this 2670-nucleotide messenger RNA. RefSeq names its product multifunctional procollagen lysine hydroxylase and glycosyltransferase LH3-like. The transcript is spliced from 13 exons. The record is from RefSeq and is a predicted model, not a curated record. Bases 130 to 2250 code for a protein of 706 amino acids. NCBI's taxonomy places the organism in Eukaryota, Metazoa, Arthropoda, Malacostraca, Decapoda, Penaeidae.